GAGCACUGUAUCUAUCUAAUUUGCUGACUCCCUUCUUUUGGAGGUCUGAUAAGUAGCACACUUCUGUGAACUGCCCUAUUGCCAUAUGAGCACCAGCAGGUUCAUUAGCAUUGUGCAAUUACUGUAGCCGAACAUGCAUAGGCUCAUGGGUUAGCCUGUUUGUGUGAAUGAUCACAUUGUAAAGCUUGGCUGUGCUGGUGCGUGCUCAGAGUGCCGUGUUAAGUUCCCUGUGUGAAUGCCCAGAUCCUGACGUGCCCAGGAACUUCAGGGUGACCGCUUGGGACAGCAACAGCGUGACCGUGGGAUGGGACUGCCCCCCGAGCGACCCCGCCUCGGGCCUCACCGCCUUCCUGCUCACGGUCUUCCACGUGGACGGCUCUGGCCACGUCCUGGAGGAGAGGAGCUUCAGACACACGCUGGGCAGCCCGGUGUUCACCGUGGGCAGCUUGCCUCCCUGUAGCAGGGUGCAGCUGGGGCUUCAGGUGGUGUGCCAGUCUACGGGCCAGUCUGUGGGCCAGUCCCGCCUCAGCAGGAUGGUCCUCAGCGAUGGAAACUCUGCAAACUCUGAAAUCAUAAACCUACACCAGUCCUCCUUUGGCUCCCAACUAUACGGUGAGCUGGUCCGUGCAGAACAUCUCCUCCAUCUCCAGCUUUAAGGUGUACCACCAGGGGAGCUCCAGAGCUCCACGCUCCUCACCUGGCACACAGUGACAGGCCUGCUUCCCUGCCACCAGUACAGCUGCAGGGUGGAAGCCCUGUGUGGGGACAGCACGGUCAUGAGCGUUAGCACCAUCCAGACAAAAACAGGCCCUGGUGAAGUGUUGGAUCUCCGAUUUAGACAGAAGGACUCGAUAGCCCUGUGGAGCGGCAGGUCUGGGGUGGGCGUGGCCUUCUUGUACCGCCUCUCUGAGAGGGGCGGCCCGAGCGUCCGGAAGGGGAGGCUGGCAGGCCCCCCCCUGCCUCUGCCGGGCCUGAGGCCUGGCUCCCUGUAUGACCUGGAGGUGGUGCCAGAGUGCGAGGGUGGCGAGCGUGGAGUUCCAGCUGUGCUCUACUUCAUCCCAGAGGAAGUCCCUGGCAGUGCCCCUAACGAUUCCCCUGGAGACAUCCUGCUACCCAGAGUUGUUGACUCUGCAGACCAAACAACAGAUCGCCUCGGACUGCAGGUUCAUCUCCCCAGCCAUGAAAUGUUCCUUGUUGUGCCAUGGACAAUGCCGCCAUCGCUGGAGGAUCCGAGGGCAGAAGCUCGAGUCCUGCUGGAGGGCAUUAUUAAAAGCAAGCUGCAGAACUUACUGAGUAAGUUCUGGCCAAAAGCGGAAGUGCAGCUGAUCUCGUUUGAAGACAGCGAGAGGAAAACAAAAACCAAGAUCACUUUUGAAAGCUUUGAUGUUUCCAGCCAGGAUGGGGUAGUGAUCCUCCGCCCUGAGGAGCAGCUGCAGCAUAUUAUCUCUCUCGGCCACGCCCACAUCACCGUCACAGACGACAGCAUCUACUGGGAUGACCCAGACGAGUGUGACUCCCCCGUCCUGAACAAGUGCGGCUCCAACUCCGUCUGCAUCAACACCCUGGACUCAUUCACCUGCGUGUGUGAGCCGGGGUCACUACCAGCCUGA
This is a messenger RNA of Anguilla rostrata (American eel), 1610 nucleotides long. RefSeq lists its product as uncharacterized. NCBI's taxonomy places the organism in Eukaryota, Metazoa, Chordata, Actinopteri, Anguilliformes, Anguillidae. Gene Ontology annotation, molecular function: calcium ion binding. The record is from RefSeq and is a predicted model, not a curated record. The coding region runs from base 777 to 1610 and encodes 277 amino acids. The transcript has 6 exons.